Messenger RNA from Aspergillus ibericus CBS 121593, 725 nucleotides. RefSeq lists its product as uncharacterized. Lineage: Eukaryota; Fungi; Ascomycota; Eurotiomycetes; Eurotiales; Aspergillaceae. The transcript is spliced from 3 exons. Bases 63 to 473 code for a protein of 136 amino acids. The record is from RefSeq and is a predicted model, not a curated record.
CAAAAUUCAGAAACUCAAAUGAAUGCCCGGUCGAGAACUAGUGACUUAGUUGACUUAGCAUCAUGCAGGCGGACCGCCUUGCUUACUGGCUACGGCUGAGCGAUCAUGCAUCUCUGACGCACCAGUUCCCGCCAGCUUCCUUGAUCAUCCCGCCAAGAUCCUGUCAACGUCUAUACCAUUGUUUUAAGCAGAAGAUACAUACAUCAACGGUGGUCUAUGGGAUGAUGGCUGCCCUGCCCCCGCGGACGGCCGGCAUCGUCUUCCCGCGGCUAUCAAUCCGGAGGGGAGCCGGUGGAUCUCGCGGCGGAUCCUCCCCAUUCUUGAUUCUUGGCCUCGGCGCCAUGACAGUCGGGGCUCCACCACCACAAGCUACCCACACCACCGAGGCAGGACGCGAAAAACACCAAUGCCUCCGAAUUGAUGACACAGAGAGGCCCUGGGAUAUAACAAAAAGACGAAAGAAAGCAAAAUGAUAGGAAGCAACAGAUCGAAGUCAACGCGUCACUGGAACAUGGCUGCUCUCACCUCUUCCUCAUCAGUCUGUCGUAGUGACUCCUGGAUCGCCCGAUAAAGGGCUUCUGCCAGCUUGGGAGGGACUGCAUUACCAAUCUGCCUGCGGACCUGCCGGGCCCCGAAACGGUAUCUCAUAGGAAAUGUCUGCAGGCAUGCAAACUCACGGUUGGUGAAGCCGCGCUCGCCAGAGGGGUGGUAGUUUUUUUCUCCAC